AUGGAGAAUCUUCUCUUGUCACUGAAAAGCGUUGCUAUACCAUGGCUGAGCCCGGAACUCGCCACCUUUGCAAUGGAUAUGAUCCUUGCCAUUGUGGGUGGCGUGGGGCUCUACCUCCUGCUACUGCUACUUCCCUGCUUCAAGGAAAAUCCAUCCUCACCAACACCUGAGAGAAAGAACAAACUGACUCAGUAUCCUGUGGAGAAACGAGGCCAGAUCAAGUGCAAGAAGAAACGUGCUGCUCUGAAAGGUAGGCUCCGCACUUUCUCCCAAGGGGAUUUGAUCUCGGUCUCUGUCAGCAAGAGCCAGGCCACCAACGCCCUAGGGAAACUCGAUGACACUGGAAGCUUUCAGCGUUUCUUAAAAGGAGAUGCCUUAGGUGAAGUUUUCAACUCAGAAUCUGCUACAGCCCACCCGUCAUCGAGAGACUCUGAGGAGGACACUUUCUCCAGCACUGUGUCCCUGAAGGCUUCCCCAUCUCCUUCAUCCAGUGGCUUGCAGCCUCUGGCCUCUACCUUGUCACCAGUCCACAUGAGCUCCUCAGUUUCUGUUGAGUCACACACAUCCCAGAGUGUGUUUCAGCCUCCGGAGCCGUCGAUUGCUCUAGGAGAAGAGUCUUUUCCCUGUUCUCAUUUUCCUCCACCUGUGGCCUGCACUCCACCCAGGCACGACUCACACUCGGGUCUUCCCCCAUGUGACAUCAGGGAAGACCCUCCAGAAACCACCCCACAGAGCUCUCCAACCAACAGCUCUAGGGUGCCUUCUCCUAUCCCAGCCCUCAACUCUGAUCUCCUGGAUUUGUCAGACAGAGUGCUUAGUAAGAGGGCAAAGCUGAAAUCAGCUUGUCAGGAGAAAGAACACCCUCUGGAUUCUCAGGGGAACAUGAUGAAGUCACUGGGCAGUGCACAAGACACUGCCAUCCCUCAGCCCCUCUGGAACACCGAGGGAAAACCACAGCAGCUUCCUGAUUCUCAGGAACUGCUUUUCCCCAUGGUCUUGCAGAAAUGCUGCCAACUGUUCUGGGGCCUUCCCUUCCUGCACAGCGAGUCCCUGGUGGCUCCUGUCCAAAUGUCUGGUCAUCCACUAGACUUACCCUUUGUUUUAUUCAAUAGUUUCCUGCACUUAAUGCCGGUACAAGUCCAAGCUAAAGUACCUCCAACGUACUUUCUACCACAGCACUUACUGCACCAUUUGGUCAAAUCACAACCCUUCACUCCACCCUUAUCCUGGCCUCAGCCUUCCCCAGUGGCUGAGAUCCAGACCAAUGCCCAUGACACGUUCUGUACACCAAUACAAUCCUGUCCUUCACCUCCAGUGAGGUCCUGUACUAUCCCACCUGUUGUUCAACAAUUAGACCAUCAUCUCAAGAAGAAACAUCUACAAUGUCAAAGAAUUUUACCCUCUGUGGUCAAACAGUCUCACAAAACCUUUAGUCAAGAUCAGGGCACCUGGAACCAGACAGGCUUUAGCGAUGAAUUAAGUGAUUUUAUUAGCCUUGAGAUGAGGAAAAAGCUGGAACAUCACCUCCAAGAGAGGAUCCUACAGCAGCUAUGUAAAACAAAUCACAAGAUCCAGCUGUCACCUAAGAAUUUGACAGGAACAGAUCAGACAGACCACAAACAUGCAUUUUUACAAAACUCUACAUCUGUAGAGAAUUGUUACCGGAAUAUUCAGAAAACAACCCCAGAGUGUCCAGUACCCCAAGGAUGGAAGAACUCUAGAGCAGAUCUGCAAUUCUCUAUGAGCAGAGUAGUGAGAGCUCUAGACAGGGAUGCAGAAAGCUCCUCAGGGGAUUUUCUAGAGGCCAAAACACAGAAAAUAUUAGAAAGCAACAUGAAGAAACCAAGUAGUGAUUCAGGAUAUUUUCCCCCAACUCAUUCAAAUAAGAACUAUCUAGGAGAAACCCCAAUAGCCCAUCUCAUCACUAAAUGGGAGCAGAUCAGUAGGGACAAGGUCCCCAUGCAUGUUAGUCAUUACCGAGGCAACACAAAUCAUGCCUUGCCCGCCCGUGAUAACUCCAACUCUAACAAGAACACUGGCGGAGAACCACCCUUAAAGACCAGGGAAACCUGCAAGAGCUCCUCCCAGGAGGUUUCCCACAUUGAUGCUGCCACUCGACAGCUGCUAGAUGUGCAUAUCAAGAAGCUUUGGGCAAAGCACCAGUGGGGCUUGUGCCUAAAAAUUCUCAAACCGAUGAACAUCCUUACUCUGAAAAAGGCUCCCCCUGUGCCAACUUCACAGGGAGCUUCACCCUACAUGGCCUGUAGUAACUUCAAGGCCUAUCACACAGUGAAGGAGGGUGCAUGCCAGGGAGCAGCCCUUCCCAAAGAACAAAAGAUCAAAGAAAGAGAAAAAACUGAAGGCCAUGCCUUACAACCUUCUCAACCACCUUCACAACCUGAAACCCCGAGGGGAACACAGUAUAAUAACUGUGGUCCCUUGGAGGUCUCUCCUAGUGGAGAGAAAGGUAGACUGCUUUCUGAGACUCCAUCUUGUAUCUUACUAGGAAGAAAGUGGCACCAUAACAUUGUGCCAGGAUCAGAAGAAAGCAGUUUAGAAACAACAAAUAGCCCAGAAAUGGGCAUGUCUGCAACACAAGAGAAAGAAAACGUCUGCCACAGUGUGUCCAUCCAAGAACUACUGAGGACCACUGAAACACCAUUCCCCUCCAGAAUUUCAGUUUCCAAUGACCCACUUGAUUCAUGCCUUAAAGAACACGCAGGGUCAACCAGUACAAGCGAAAGCACCCCUUUUGAUGAUAUCCUAAAGGACUGCAAUGCUGACCCAUUCCUGCUAAGUGGUGCCCCCAAGAUGCUGAUUGCUGAUGACAUGACCACCAAAGAAUUAAAACAGGUAAAGUAUGUCUUUCAGCACGAUGGGAACAAUGAGGGACAGAUGUAUCUGGAACUUCUAUUUGGUGAGCUGCAGGUAUCUGUGGACUGGGGAGAGAAAGGCUUAGUGACAAGUAUGUCUGGUUCUUUUUGGGCCAGGGAUUCAUUGGCCUAUAAAUAA
Dipodomys ordii (Ord's kangaroo rat) is the source of this 3012-nucleotide messenger RNA. RefSeq names its product spermatogenesis-associated protein 31A6-like. Bases 1 to 3012 code for a protein of 1003 amino acids. The record is from RefSeq and is a predicted model, not a curated record. The transcript is spliced from 5 exons. Lineage: Eukaryota; Metazoa; Chordata; Mammalia; Rodentia; Heteromyidae.